Molecule: messenger RNA, 3218 nt
Organism: Triplophysa dalaica
Lineage: Eukaryota; Metazoa; Chordata; Actinopteri; Cypriniformes; Nemacheilidae
Product: zinc transporter ZIP3-like
Exons: 3
Coding region: 254-1201 (315 amino acids)
Biological process (GO): zinc ion transmembrane transport
Cellular component (GO): plasma membrane
Molecular function (GO): zinc ion transmembrane transporter activity
Source: RefSeq, a predicted model, not a curated record
UCAAUCAUUUUGGGAUCAGUCGCAUUCCUCACGUCCUGUGAUGCACAGCAGUGUUGUCCGGGAAGGCAGCUCUCUAGUUUUUUGUCCCGGUCACUGAACAGGUGUUUCAGUUGCAGGAAGUAUCGACACAAACACUGGGAUGCUUCGUGUAACCUAACAUCAAGGGUACUUGUACUGGAGCAAACAGACCACCAGAGGUUAUUUAUUUCAGAUAAUGGUUUGCUGAACCGGGAUCGCAUCCCAUCUCCUCAAUAUGGAGAUAGCUGUAGCCAAAAUACUUUGCCUGCUGGGGGUCUUUGCCCUCAUGCUGGGUGGGAUCCUCAUCCCUGUUCGGGUGAUGCAGACAGAGUUUGAUAAAUUUGGCAGGUACAGAAAAGUGGUUUCGUUCAGCAAUUCUUUUGGAGGAGGUGUUUUCUUGGCCACCUGCUUCAAUGCCCUUUUACCUGCGGUCAGAGAUAAGGUGGGGGAAGUCUUGAAAAUGCUAAAUGUGUCCACGGACUACCCGCUGGCGGAGACGAUGAUGAUGCUUGGCUUUUUUCUAACAGUAUUUGUGGAACAGGCCGUGCUUACAUUCCGCAAGGAAAAGCCUUCAUUCAUUGACUUGGAGACCUUUAAUGCAGGUGGUUCGGAAGCGGGGAGCGAUUCUGAGUAUGAUACCCCAUUCAUUACACCCACUCGUGGGUCGUCCGGAGCCCAUCAGCGUCAUUCUCAUCACCACGGAAACUUCAGCCCUUCGGAUCUGACGCGUGCUGGCCCGUUGAGGUUAGCUAGUCUUGUGCUGGCGCUUUCUGCUCACUCUGUCUUCGAGGGUCUCGCGCUGGGCCUUCAGGAAGACGGGGCUAAGCUAGGAAGCCUCUUCAUUGGAGUGGCCAUCCACGAGACUCUGGCGGCCGUGGCUCUUGGGGUUAACGUAGCCAAGGCAGGAGUGCCCAUACUGGAUGCUGUUAAGCUGGGCGUAACAGUGAGUCUGAUGAUUCCUAUGGGCAUUGGGAUUGGCAUGGGUAUUGAGACGGCCCAGAACUUGGCGGGAAGUAUUAUCUCUGUAGUGCUCCAGGGGCUGGCAGCCGGCACAUUCCUUUUCAUUACGUUUUUUGAGAUUCUCUCAAGAGAGCUGGAGGAUAAACACGACAGGCUGCUAAAGGUGCUGUUUCUUAUCAUGGGCUAUGGUAUACUAGCAGGGCUCAUCUUUAUCAAAUGGUGAAGAGGUUUGAAAGACUGAGACACAUUUCCAAGUGCAUCAACUGUUAAACAUGCCAAACGUUAUUUUCAACAUGUUCAGUAUAUUUACUGUAAAAUGAUUGAUAUUCCAUAUAGCGUUUUAUUACUAUUUAUUCCAAACAGGGUAUAAAACUACAUUUUAUAUGAUUUUAACAGAUUGAACAUUUUUGGGGGUAACAGAAAUAGCACAUAUUACAGCAGUUUCAUUCAUUAUAUCAUAAGUCUGUUUCUCAUAAAAGGGUCUGAUGUUAAAAGAUGUACAUCUGUUACAGACACUAAACAUUGCCACUCCAUUUUGUAUCCGUUCUUCAUCCAGUUACUGUUUGUGUGGAUCUUGUAAAAGUCUCUUUUUUUGGAAUGUCAAACAUUUUGUUUGAAAUGAUUUGCAUAGGAAUGUAAGUUCAAGAUGAGGUGUGAAUAUAAAAAGAUGCAGUUGUUAUUGAGAUAGAGAAAUUUGUCUCGGAUAAAUUGUGUAACUAUGAAAAUUGCUUCGUAUAGAAGAGCUUUACUGGUGGAAAUAGAAGCUUUGAAGUCACCAUGAAACGGAAGUUGUGAUUGACACCCCGAAGUGUGACAUAUUAUAUUCGCGUGUGAUGCCUUCUGGAAUUAGAAAAAUAUAGGGCGGGGCUUUAUUUUGGCCUUCCUUUUUGAUUGGUUUGUUGGAAACAAACCUGCACUAGAGGGCUAAAAAUGCCAGUCCUAAAAUUUUUUGUUACUUACGUCAUGUUGUGAACAGUUGUUGUUGAGAGGCGGAGAGGAGCUUAAUGUUUUUGAUUAAAGAUCACAAGUGAAAUUAAUACAAAUAAAUAAUGAGUGUGAAUAAUGUGCACUGAUGAAUCAUUUAUAAUAAUCAAUUCAACACUGUGUAAAUACUUGGAAUUGACCUCUUUGAUUUCAUGGUGACUUUAAUAGUUUGGGUGUUUUUAGUAACGGAAGGGAAGUGUCUAAAAUUGCGUUUGAGAGACUUGUUUUGUUGUGGAUAUAGUCAAACCAAAAAUUGUUCAGACACCAGAUAUCAUUUUUGAUAUGUUUACUUGUGGGUGCAGGAUGCUUAAUUUAUUUAAGUGAAGAUCAGUUAGAACAGCAGAUUACCAGUAAAAUGUAUACAACUUUUUUUUAUAUUUAAUUUCUAAUGCAACCUUUUAACCCCAAAGACUGAACAAAAUGAAGCAUUGAUUGGUAAUUAUUUGCCCUAAAUUGAUAUGAUCUAAUUGUGGAUUCAAAUGUAACACCUGACAGCUCUAAUCCGUUACGUAUCUUUCUCUCAAAGUUAUCUGACGCUAUCAAGAUGAAUAUGAACUCUUGAGUUCUUGUAAUAUUUUAUCACCAUUUUCUAAACUAUAGCGAAUUAACUGUGAUCAUAAAUCUUGAAGGUGUCUGAAUAAAUGUAGUUUUGACUGCAUAUGGUGGAUUAUGUUGUGGAGUAAACAACCAUGAUUAUCAUUUUAAUUCAGUUUGAUUAUUCGCCCAUUAAGGCUUUAUUUUUCUGUCUUUCCAUUUUUUUUUCAUACACAUAAAUCAUGAUUUACUCCCAUAUGUAAAAGUACAAAGAAUUAUUUAAUGUAGUCCACUUGAAAUGUACGGCUUGAAUGAUGCUAGAAGUCAGGAAGAGUCUUAGUAGCAAGUUGAUGGGAAUUGUUAUGGAAAUAGCACGAAUACUGAAUUUACCCAAAGUGCAUCUCAGGUAACUGAACCUUUUUAUUGUGUAUUUAAACAAUCUUUGACUGUGUCAAUGUCCUAAAUUAAUCUGUGGUUGUUUUUCUUUUCUCUUACAUUUUUGAAGCCACAAUUUAUCUUCAGUUGGCUGACUUUUGUUUGACAUGUUUAUGCUAUUCAACAAAAACCUAAUAAUCCAAAUCAAUGGAAUCCAUUAGUUUUUUCUGAUGAAUGAAGACUUUUUAUUAGUUUGUCUCUGUGAUCUUUUACAAGUGCUGCAAACCUUUUCUUUAGAAAUGCUGGUCAAUCAAUCAUGUAAUUUAAUAAAACUGUUUAAAUCAUAA